Molecule: messenger RNA, 3742 nt
Organism: Mizuhopecten yessoensis (Yesso scallop)
Lineage: Eukaryota; Metazoa; Mollusca; Bivalvia; Pectinida; Pectinidae
Product: ras guanyl-releasing protein 3-like
Exons: 19
Coding region: 1499-3724 (741 amino acids)
Biological process (GO): positive regulation of GTPase activity; Ras protein signal transduction
Cellular component (GO): plasma membrane
Molecular function (GO): calcium ion binding; guanyl-nucleotide exchange factor activity
Source: RefSeq, a predicted model, not a curated record
GACUACUGAAGCAGAACUUGUUUAGCUCUGUGUCCACCCGGCCGUUUCAAAACAACACGCCAGACUAUGUACACAUGCACGAUGGCAUAUUUAUAAACCUGGGUUAUCAGAGACUCCAACGAAAUGUGCCGGCACGGACCUCCUCCCUAAUGGUUUAAUCGCAUGUCAAUCAAAGUGACCAAGGGUUGUGAGCAGACAAAAUUCAGGUCAUGGCUACUGUCUUGUGCAACAUCCUAAAUCAAAAGCUAGUCAUUAAUGCAUUGCUGGUUGGACAAGGUGAACAUGAUAAAGCAAUGAAUUGGUCCAGUGACCUAGCCAGGGACUUGGUGUGAACUAAUACCUGGCUGUGAGAUGAUCAUACUGGCUUUUGUAUGAAGGGAAGAGAUGUGCUGCUGUAGCUGAGCGGCCGGCCAGUGAGCCAGAUAUAGGCAGUCGGGCAGGCAGGCAAACUGGAUCAAUACACGAAGCAAGACUGAUGGCGCUUUGACGUAAGUGCAGUGUUUUAUAGGUGUGCGAUCUUUCUACAUUGAUGCUCUAAAUAUACUGUAUACAGACAGAGUAGCCGAGAAUAAUUCCAUUUGGAAAUCAAAGCUUGUUUGGUCUAUUCCAAGCCUUGUAGCUGCUGGCCUGUGUUAGUGACAAUGCUGUGGGCUGCUGCUGCUGCUGCUUCUGAUGAUGCUUGUGCUGCCGAUGCAUUCCUAGUUUUCGAAUGGGAGAAAUAAUGUCAGCUAGGGUUUGCGACAACGCAAUGGCACCAUCGUCAUCGUGGUAGCUAGGAGAAGAGAUGGUGACCACCAGGCUCUGACCAUAUGAUUUACGGUCAGUGAGAGCCUGGACACUGGGCUCCGUAUCAUGCUGUCUGCAGCGACAACACACUGACUGUCUUAGUAUUGCAGGGACUUCUGUAAUGAUUUGGUGCAGCAUUUAUUAUAGGAUUCCACUUAAAAAGCUUAACAUUCAGCUGUGUCCAGCUACCAUUAUCAAACAGCAGUGUGCUUUCAGCUGUACAUAUGUGGAUAUUGCAGCAUAGUUGCCCAUAGUUCUCAGUCAUCCAGCUUGGGUGGUGACAAGGGAGUAAUCUACAAGAUGGAGACAGUGUGAUUUACAAAUGUGUAGACAUGUCGCAGAUAAAAUCCUCCCGCCCUGGCUUGUGUGAGGAGAAGCUGGCAAUCUUGUGUGUGUGGUAGUCUAAUGGCUAGCAGUCUAACAGCUGUGCCACCUAGAUCAUACAAACACAGCACCAAAAACGAAACAGCACUUUCUCAGCUGUUUUGUAUUUGUUUAGGUUAGGUCAGUUCUAUUGGGAAUUAUUGUCACUUGAGAAGGAGACUUGACCUAGAAACACAGACAUGUUUUACAUGUGCGUCCCUCCCUACCACGUCCUUGUAUAGAACUGUGACAGAUUUAGGUGAAGUGGAGGUCUCUCCCACCCCUGUCCUUUCGUCAUAAAGUCACAGAUUUGGGUGAAGUGGAAGAAACGGUGAAGAGAGAUUCAGAAAUGUGCAGUGAUGAGACAGAAUGUGUGCCCCCUGAUUGUACCGGUCAGACACAACCCAUGCCUGCGGAAGACUACACACAUGCACAAGUCCAGUCUCAGACGCACCUAGACCUGAUGGAGGAGGAUAAACCCCUGAUCCCCGGGGUCACUGUCCGGGCUGCCACGCCCGAACGACUCGUCCACCUAUGUGUCGAGAGCUUUGGGAAGGAUGGACGCCUGGUGGAAGACAAUGAAUUCCCGAGCGUCCUGUUCCUCAUGCACAAAUGGUUUAUGACAUCCGAUGAGAUGGCUGAGGCUUACGUGGAUCUCUAUCAGAGCUGUAGCGAUACUGUGGCGUGUAUGAAGCCAGGCUGUAAUCACCGCCCUUCCAGCAUAGAUUGUCAAAUCCAGAUUUACAAAGCCAAAAUUUGCUAUGCAGUCAGAUUCUGGAUCAGUAAUUUUCCUGUACACUUUGACCUCGACCAUAGACUAUCCACGGUUGUGAAAAGGUUUGCCAAUCUUGUCCAGUGUGAGGGAAAUCUCACCUUAAAACAGCUUAUUGACCUGUCCAAAGUACCUUCAUAUGAUUGGAUGAGGAACAUGUCUGUUCGUAAUCCGUCAAUGCGGCACAACCGGAAGGUAUCCCUGGUGUUCAACCACCUGGAACCCAUGGAACUGGCCGAACACCUCACCUACCUAGAGUACAAGGCCUUCCGCCGGAUCAACUUUACCGACUUUAAAAACUAUGCAGUGACGGCCUCCCUGAAAGACAACCCCAAACUGGAGCGAUCCAUUGCCCUGUUCAACGGUCUGUCGCAGUGGAUCCAGUGUAUGGUCCUUAGCAAGACAACGCCUCAACAGCGAGCAGACGUCAUCGUCAAGUUUGUCAACGUCGCUAAGAAACUAAGGAUUUUACAAAACUUCAACACAUUGAUGUCCGUUGUUGGCGGUCUGACACACAGUGCCCUGGCCAGACUAGCAAAGACCAAUGCCUGCAUUCCCAGUGAAACUCAAAAGACUUUGAUGGAAUUCACAGAACUUUUAUCAUCCAAUAACAACUUUAGUAAUUACAGGAAGGUGUUUAACCAGUGUUGUCACUUUAAAAUUCCAAUAUUGGGAGUACACUUGAAGGACCUCAUCCUGUUACAUACAGCAUUACCAGAUAAAGUGGAGGGAAGUUUGGUGAACUUCAGAAAAAUGGCACAGCUUUCUCAAACCCUUAAAGAACUUACCAAACUACAGAACCACGACAACAUCCCUGUGUGUGCCAACAUGGACCUCGUCAACACACUUAGGCUGUCCCUGGAUCUCCACUACACGGAGGACGAGAUUUAUGAACUCUCCUUGGCCAGAGAACCACGUAACUCCCUGUCAUCACCUUCCACUCCCACCAAGCCAGUGGUAUUUGCUGACUGGUUAGCCGGAGUUAGCCCCCCUGUCCCAAACACGAUUAAUAAACAUGUACACGAUAUGGUGGAAGCAGUGUUUAAAAACUACGACCACGACAAAGACGGGUUUAUCUCUCACGAGGAAUUUGAGUCCAUAGCGGGCAACUUCCCAUUUAUAGAUUCCUUUUGUGUGUUAGAUGCUGACAAGGAUGGAAUGAUCAGCAAGGCAGAGAUGAAGACUUACUUUAUCAGAGCGAAUUGUCACGCACUAAGGAAAUGUUUUAAACAUGACUUCCACGAGAUUACCUACUUCAAACCUACAUUCUGUAUACACUGUACAGGACUGUUGUGGGGACUGAUCAAGCAAGGCUGGAAAUGUAAAGACUGUGGUAUAAAUGCCCAUAAACAUUGUAAAGACCUGGUUGUGAUGGAAUGUCGAAGUAAGCAGCACGCAGCAUGUAACCGACGACAAGAUUCUGUAACAAACGGAACGCCCACUCAAGAAUUAACAUACUCAUCAAAACGGAAAAUGUCACAGCGCCAGAAGCGGAAUCGUGUACACCAAGGGACGCAGACAGAAGAAAUCUACUUCAUGGAUUAUCAAAUGCGAAAUUCCCACAUGAACGGGGAUGGAGAAUAUUACGAGGAACAGGGCCAGCUCUACGACCGUUUAUUAAAGGCAGAGGAGGCCCGUGACAAGUUGAUGGCUGAAAACGCAAGACUAGAGGCCAAGUUAGAGGCUAGCAAUGACCAAAUUGUCACUCUCAAAUCUCAUGUUGGGAUGAUCCGUAAAAACACCAUCACAUUCAUUCUGGAGCAGAUGGACGCCCUUCACAUUCAACGUGAUACUGAAGUAUGAUGAUGUCCAAAGCAGGAG